CCGCCACCGCGCGCGCAGGCGCGCCCCCUUCAGGCACGCGCCCGCCUUCCCUCACUCCCUCUCACACGGACGACAACAACGCCUCGGGAGCGAGCUGGGGACAAGUUUGUGCCUCUCAUAGCAGCAGCGGCGGCGGACGAAAGCAGCUUGGUAGCGGACAGCCAUUGCUCCGCCCGCCCGGUCUUCCUCCUCCUCCUGAUCCUGCUGGCGCGGGGAGCUUCACAAACCUUGAAAAUGUCUUCUGUCAAACGCCUUGUAUAUGCUGUCAUCCAUUUCUUGCGAGAACAGAGUCAGAUGGAUGCAUUCACAUCAGAUGAACAAGAAAGCUUGGAAGUGGCAAUUCAGUGUUUGGAGACAGUCUUUAAAAUUAAUUUGGAGGAUUCCCAUCUUGCAGUACCAAUACGCUUGACAGAAAUGUUUGACGAUUCUUGUCACAAGAAUGAGAUACUGCCUCUCUCAGAUUCUUUGCCAGAGGAUCUUGAGAAAGCUGACCAGCUGAAGGAUGAAGGUAAUAAUCACAUGAAGGAAGAAAAUUAUGGUGCUGCGGUGGAUUGUUAUACUCAGGCUAUAGAACUGGAUCCAAAUAAUGCAGUCUAUUAUUGCAACAGAGCUGCUGCUCAAAGUAAGUUGAGUAACCAUAAUGAAGCAAUAACGGACUGUGAAAGAGCUAUAGCAAUAGAUCCAAAAUAUAGCAAAGCAUAUGGAAGAAUGGGAUUGGCUCUGACUUCAAUGAACAAAUACCAAGAAGCAAUUAAUAGCUAUCGAAAAGCACUGGACCUUGAUCCGGAAAAUGACUCCUAUAAGUCAAAUCUGAAAAUAGCUGAACAGAAGUUAAGAGACAUGUCCAGUCCUACUGGAACUGGAUUAAGUUUUGACAUGGCAAGCUUGAUAAACAAUCCUGCCUUCAUUAGCAUGGCAGCGAGUUUAAUGCAGAACCCUCAAGUUCAGCAACUGAUGUCGGGAAUGAUGACAAAUGCUAUAGGGGGCCCUGCGGCAGGUGUUGGUGGCCUCACUGAUCUGUCAAGUCUCAUACAUGCAGGGCAGCAGUUUGCACAGCAGAUACAGCAGCAAAACCCGGAACUCAUAGAGCAGCUGCGGAACCACGUUCGAAGCAGAUCUUUCAGCGGCAGCACCGAAGAGCAUUCCUGAUUAAAAGCAGCAUGUGAUAGAACACUGUUUUACUAAUUCCAAAAGGCAUACUGUAGCUAGUAGCAAAUAUCACCAUUGUAAUUCUUCUCAGACAUGAGACUGGAAAUCCUUUGUGUGUAUUCCUUAUCGUCUGUUGAAAACAGAUUCAUUGCACACAGAUGUGAACAUAUCAUGUAUGUAUAUUGAUGCCUUUGUAAAUGGACUAUAAAUAAAACUGGUGACAGAUUAAAAUCUUUACAUAUAA
Messenger RNA from Podarcis raffonei (Aeolian wall lizard), 1393 nucleotides. RefSeq names its product small glutamine rich tetratricopeptide repeat co-chaperone beta (gene SGTB). The coding region runs from base 235 to 1149 and encodes 304 amino acids. Gene Ontology annotation, cellular component: TRC complex; membrane. Gene Ontology annotation, biological process: post-translational protein targeting to endoplasmic reticulum membrane. NCBI's taxonomy places the organism in Eukaryota, Metazoa, Chordata, Lepidosauria, Squamata, Lacertidae. The record is from RefSeq and is a predicted model, not a curated record. Gene Ontology annotation, molecular function: molecular adaptor activity; protein binding. The transcript has 11 exons.